ACACAUUUUUACAGGUGGUUGAUCGAAAAAUAUAUGCCAAAGCCAGGCUUCUCACGCUAUCAAGUGAAUAUCGGCAUAAAAACAUACAUUAAUUGCCGUAUGAAAUGCCUUCGUCGAGAACCCAAGGAUGACUUUUUAUGGAAAUGAAUUAAAUUUCAUACCCAAACAGAAAACAUCCCUGUUUUUAUAGUGGAUUGCUCCACAGGAAGGGGAAAGGUCAAAUCCUCAGUUAGCCGUCAGACAUCAACAAAAUAUGGCUGAGGAGCUGGCGCAUAGGAUCCUCUCCGAUCUCUCCACGGCUUUCCAGCGACACCCAAACAUAGAUGAGGUGGGGUUCAUCUGUUGCCCCACCUGCCAGCACAACCGGAGCCCAGUGGUGGUGGAAAAUAACAAACUGGGGAUAGAAACCUGGUGUCUGGAGCUGAUCUUCCCAUAUGCACAUGACAAGGUGCUCAGAGCGAGGAGCAGGGAUGAUAGUGGAAGGAAAAUAAAAGUUUCUAGAAGUGCCAGAAGCCUGCUGGAGGCGACGAGAGCUGUGCUCCUGGUUCAGGCCGACUGCCUCACUGCCUGGAACAUAAGGAAAGAGCUAGUUGAGGCAGAAGAUUUGAAGUGUAUUCAAGACCUGAAGUUUGCUGCACUGGUCCUCACCAAGCAUCCAAAGAGCUCCGAGACAUUUGCUCACAGGAGAUGGCUGCUCAAGCAAGUUGUACAGAAAACAUCAUCUACCUCCCCCCAACCCCAUCCCGUUGCCCCAGCUUCUCACACCAAUGGUCUGGUAGCUGGAGACCAGGCCUCCGGUGGUGCUACAGCAGCGCAGCCUCUCAGCGCUCAGCGUGGAACGAAGGCCGAACUGCCUUGUGACGAAAAGCUGCUGGAAGCAGAGCUCGCCGUGUGUCAGCGUAGUGCAGAAAGAUACCCCAGUAAUUACUAUGCCUGGACCCACAGAGCAUGGGUGGUGGAAAAUGUGGCCAGAUGUCACUAUAAGAUCCUGAUGAGAGAGCUGUCGGACACCAGACAUUGGAUCAGCCGCCACAUCUCUGACCACAGCGGGCUGCAGUACCGCCAGUUCCUCAUCACACAGCUGGGCACGCACUUCAGGUCAGCUGAUGCCCUCCAAGAUGAGUUCCUCCCACUUCUGACUGCAGAGUUUGAACUUCUGACUGACCUGAUCACUGCCUUCCCAGGACACGAGGCCCUCUGGUAUCACAGGAGAUAUGUCUUCCAACAGUGGGAAACUGUCUUGUCCGUGUAUAAGUGCCCAAAGUCCGACAACAGUGCCAGCAGUAGGAACCUCACACACUUGCAUCAGGGUCGCUCUGACAUACCGGCUGAGUUUUCCCGGGACUGCGAAGACGGCAAACCGCACCACGCUACCGUGGUCCAGGGGAACAAGAAGGCUAAGGUCGACCCCGCGUACACUGAGCACCUCACGCUUCAGACCGAACUGGAGUUUUGUCGGAACGUCAUGGCAACGUGUCAGGAUGGAUGGCAAGUCCGACUGGCCGGGAGCUACCAACACUGGCUUCAGCAAAGGAUUCUGGGACGGGACAACAAUCCUCUGUAACUAAUGAUUUACCAGGGCUCGAAAUACUUUUUUCUGCAUACCUGCACUGGUGCAAGUAACAUUGAAAGUUACCUGCACCACUCUGAAUUUAGGAAGUAUGGAUC
Messenger RNA from Branchiostoma floridae (Florida lancelet), 1668 nucleotides. RefSeq names its product protein prenyltransferase alpha subunit repeat-containing protein 1-like. The transcript is spliced from 8 exons. NCBI's taxonomy places the organism in Eukaryota, Metazoa, Chordata, Leptocardii, Amphioxiformes, Branchiostomatidae. Gene Ontology annotation, cellular component: cytoplasm. The record is from RefSeq and is a predicted model, not a curated record. Gene Ontology annotation, molecular function: protein prenyltransferase activity. The coding region runs from base 254 to 1564 and encodes 436 amino acids. Gene Ontology annotation, biological process: protein prenylation.